Molecule: messenger RNA, 822 nt
Organism: Caenorhabditis briggsae
Lineage: Eukaryota; Metazoa; Nematoda; Chromadorea; Rhabditida; Rhabditidae
Exons: 3
Coding region: 1-822 (273 amino acids)
Molecular function (GO): arginine deiminase activity
Source: RefSeq, a predicted model, not a curated record
AUGUCUGCUUCAAAGUCUGCCGCUCAUAUAUUGAAACGCGUUUUGAUGGUUCCACCAAAACACUUCACAGUUGAAUACGCCAUCAAUCCAUGGAUGGGAGGAGUCGUCGAUAAGCAGAAGGCUCAACAACAGUGGGAUUCAUUGAAGUCUGCUAUCGAGAAAGCAGGUGUUCAAGUUUUGACAAUGGAUCAGACACAAGGACUUCCGGAUCAAGUCUUUGUGUGUAAUAGCGGAUUGGUCUAUGAUAACAAGGUAUACUUGUCCAGAUUUAGACAUAAGGAGAGAACUGGUGAGCAACCAUUAUACCUGGAGUGGUUCAAGAAAAAUGGUAUUACUACUAUCGGCGAGGGAUAUGAAGAAAUCUUCGAAGGUGGAGGUGAUGCCGUUUUCUCCGAUCGCAAAACCCUCUGGGCUGGGUAUGGAGAGCGUAGCUCAAAAUCUGUCUAUGAGAGAAUCAAGGCAUUGGGAUCAUUUGACAUUGUUCUCUGUGAUACGGUUCUCCCAAACUUCUAUCAUUUGGACACCUGCUUCGCUCCAGUUGAUGAGACCACUUCUCUCUACUAUCCUCCUGCUUUUUCAGAUGCAACUAACAAGGAGAUUCUUCGUCGUCUCCCCAACUCAAUUGCAGUUUCGGAAGCUGAAGCUAAUGCUUUCGUGUGCAAUGCUAUCACUAUCCGUGACACUGUAAUCUCGCCAAUCGGGGUCUCUCAAAACACGAAGAGUGCUCUAUCGGCACGCGGAAAACAAGUUGAAGAGGUCGACAUGAGCGAGUUCAUGAAGAGCGGUGGAGCCUGCCAGUGCCUCGUCUUGAGACUUUUGUAA